AUGGCGGCAGGCAUUAGCAACAAGGAAACGGAAACUCACAAAGAACACGGAAAAGAAAAGCAUAGCUCAGCAUUUGUGUCAGAAGGCCUUGCGAGAGACCACUACAAACCCAUCACGACAUAUGAGGGCAUUCAUCGAUAUGAUCCAGAUUUUGAAUGGGAGCCCGCAGAGGAAAAGCGCAUCGUACGAAAGAUCGACAUACGCAUCUGCUCCUGGGUCUGCCUCAUGUUUUUCGCCCUCCAGCUCGACCGCGGCAACAUAUCGCAAGCCCUCAGCGAUAACAUGCUCGGCGACCUAGGCCUCAACACCAACGACUACAACUACGGUCAAACGAUUUUCUACCUCUGCUUUUUAUUCGCUGAAUUGCCGUCGCAACUCAUUAGCAAGAAACUUGGGCCCGAUAAUUGGAUCCCGAUUCAGAUUAUACUGUGGAGUUUGGUGGGGAGCCUGCAGGCGUUUCUGAGUGGGAAGAAAUCAUUUUAUGCGUGUAGAGGAAUUCUUGGAGCGAUAGAAGGUGGCUUCAUCCCCGACAGUAUUCUCUAUAUGAGUUACUUUUACACGGGGCUCGAAUUACCGGGUCGCAUGAGCGUGUACAGCGCAGUCCCCUUUGCGACGAACAUCCUCGCUGCGUUUCUCGCAUUCGGCAUUUUGCGUCUAAGAGGCUACAACGGGAUGGAAGGGUGGCGAUACCUCUUCGCUAUCGAAGGCCUCAUCACGGGUUGCAUCGGUAUAGCGUCGUGGUUCUAUCUUCCUGCGAGUCCGACGCAGACGGCGACGAAGUUCUGGAACCCGUUUCGCGGAAAGGAGGGCUGGUUUAGUGAGAGUGAGGAGAAGAUUAUGGUGAAUAGGAUUUUGAGGGAUGAUCCGAGUAAGGGGGAUAUGCACAAUCGUCAGGGAUUGAGCAUAGUGAUGUUGUGGGAGUGCAUGAAGGAUUACCAUAUGUUGCCUAUCUAUUUGAUUGGCAUGUCGUGGUUUAUUCCAAGUCAGCCUUCGAAUGCGUAUAUUACGCUUCAGCUUCGGUCGCUGGGGUUUAACACUUUUGAGACGAAUCUGCUGACGAUCCCAGCAUUCGUUAUUAUAAUCAUCCAGAUGAUUUUCUGGACAUGGGUGUCUGAACGCACCAACCAGCGUUUCCUUGUCGCUCUCGUGUCGCAAGUCUGGUGCUUGCCGCUUCUCAUCGCUCUUGAGGUCUUGCCAGCAGAUGCAUCGCAUUGGUCGCGUUGGGCCCUAUGUACCCUGCUUGUUGGGAUCCCUUUCAUUCACCCUAUCUUCAUGGCUAUCACAUCGCGCAACGCCGGCACAGUGCGCACACGAACGGUCGCUUCGGCGCUGUACAAUAUGACGUUCCAAGCCAGCACAAUCGUGUCACAGAACGUAUACCGCCAGGAUGAUAAACCAUUGUAUCGCAGGGGAAAUAAGAUUCUGAUUGCGAUUUGUGUUUAUAAUUUGGUGCUAUUUGUGGCGGCGAAACAGUAUUAUGUUGUUGUCAAUAGGAGAAGAGCUCGCGUGUGGGAUGGUAUGACAAAGGAAGAGAAGGAGACGUAUUUGCAAACUACAACGGAUAAAGGGAACAGGAGGUUGGAGUUCCGAUUUGCGCAUUGA
Molecule: messenger RNA, 1602 nt
Organism: Bipolaris victoriae FI3
Lineage: Eukaryota; Fungi; Ascomycota; Dothideomycetes; Pleosporales; Pleosporaceae
Exons: 3
Coding region: 1-1602 (533 amino acids)
Biological process (GO): transmembrane transport
Cellular component (GO): membrane
Molecular function (GO): sulfate transmembrane transporter activity
Source: RefSeq, a predicted model, not a curated record